CAGAUGAAACAUGUCCGUCUCCUGGUUCGUCUGGGUUCUGUCGGCAGCCGUCCUUGUCUCCGUGGUGCUGCUGGCGCUGGUGUGUCUGCACUGCAGGAACAGAGGGCCUCUGGUCUCCAUCAGGCAAGCGAAUGUUUCAGAGGAAUACAUGCCAUCCACUGAAUUCAGAGUCAUCCAUCCCUUUGCAGCCCAGCAGAAUUCUGAUGUGAACUCCAUCCACUUGCUGUCCCCUUUCCUCCCCUUAUCUGACCCUGGAACGCAGCGCAGACAGAGAUCCUACACCCCAACGGAAACUGAAAGUAAUCCAAGUUAUGAGAAUCCAACAGACGGUCCGGACUACAUCAACACUGAGAGCGAUGCAGAAGAUCCCGGAUACAUAAUCGUGUUGCCUGAAGGUGAAACCCCUGUGACCAAUCAGAGUCGAGCCUCCACGCCUAGUUCAGAUGUUCUACAUGACUAUGAAAAUGUCCCAACAAAGAAGGAGGAAAAAGACUAUCUGAACGUGGAGCUGCUGCAGUAUCAGAGAUCAACACCAGAUCUGUCAGUUCGGAGUGACAGCACCACGGAUGGAGACGAUAACGACAAUGUUGGUAAAGAAGAUGAUGAUGGAGACGAUGACGAAACUGAUAGUGACGAUGAUGAAGGAAACUACGUCAAUGUGCAUGAAGUGACACUGACUGAUUAAAUGACUAUAGUGAGCGCCAUCUACACUUUGUUCCUCCUCCUUGAAGUCAUGAUGGCUUUUUUAGGUUGGAUUUCAAACUGAGGAAAGAAACUGAAAAGGAGGAUAUUGCUAACGCACCAAACCAGAAGUUUGGCCAGCAGCAGAACGCUGCAUCUGAACUGCAUUAGUAGAAUUUUAAAAGCCAUAAUAAAUCCAAAAUCUUACAGACAGAAAGCUGAUUUCCACUUUUGGACAUAGAGUGUAUAUUGGUCACCUUUUGAUCAAAAACAAAACUAGACAAUUAAAGACGUUGCUUUGUGAGAAGAUAAUGGGAAUUGUCAUCAUGUUAUAGAAUACAUAUAUCAAUCUAGGGCACCAACUCAAAAGUUAGCUUGUUUUGCAACUUAUGAAAUGAUCUCAUCUCUGCUUACUACAGACAACGAUGUACAAGUAUGUCAUCGUAUAUCAAUUCUGACAUAAAACAAAGGGAGUCCACAGGGUUCAGGACUCGGACCACUUUUUUUCCUUAUGUAUACUCUGAAAAUAUGCAACUUGGAAAUGAUUAUACUUUUAAUUAUUGAUUAACCUGAUGAUAUCUUUUAGGUAACUCAAUGAAUGCUUUGCUCCAUAAAAUGUCUGAAAGUAAUGAAAAAAGUCCAUCUCAGUUUUUAAAACUAGGGCAGUCUUUAAAUGCCUUGUUUUGUCCGUUAAGAAUGUUUAGAUAUUCACUUUAAUGUGCUAUAAAAUAGAGAGAAUCAGCAUAUCCAUGUAUAUGAUGGUUAAAACGGCUUUUAAAAACAUUUUUGAAAUACAAACAUAUUUUGUAUACAUUUGAUAGCCUACAUAGAUGUUGUUAUUUUGAAGGAACCAGAGAAGUGUUAAUCAGGCUAUGAUAGACAGACUAUUAUUGGGUAUUUAAGGCAGAUUAAGGUUACACGUUUUGAACUGACGCUAUUACAAUGAUUUCAUAAGAACCUUGAA
Messenger RNA from Notothenia coriiceps (black rockcod), 1645 nucleotides. It is a transcript of the gene lat, whose product is annotated as linker for activation of T cells. The record is from RefSeq and is a predicted model, not a curated record. NCBI's taxonomy places the organism in Eukaryota, Metazoa, Chordata, Actinopteri, Perciformes, Nototheniidae. The coding region runs from base 11 to 685 and encodes 224 amino acids. The transcript is spliced from 11 exons.